Messenger RNA from Paramecium sonneborni, 3473 nucleotides. The record is from the annotation of a GenBank genome assembly. NCBI's taxonomy places the organism in Eukaryota, Ciliophora, Oligohymenophorea, Peniculida, Parameciidae.
AUGAAUACUUAUAACUCAUUAAAGUAAUAUCAAUUAUUUUUAUAGGAGAUCAUAUGAUUCUUAAAUUUAAGGAAGAAAAAUCUAAGAACCAAACGUCGCUAUUACUAGUAAUAGAGCUAAAAAAAGCCCAAGAUUGUUUUCACCUGAAUAAACUCUUGAUUAAUUUAUUGGUCUCAAGACUUAAAAAAUAUCAUCAACUCUGAAAAAGAAUAAAGUAGUAUAAGGAUAAUAAGGAAAAUCAAAAUCUUAAAUGAACACUGCAAAAAAAGGGUUUUUCCCUUCAUAAGAAAAAAAAUAGAAAAAAUCAAUCUAAUCUUAAACAAAAAAGAAAAUAAAUGCUUAAUUGAUUAGUAACUCUACUAGCCCAUAAAAGUAAAUCAAUAAUAAAAAGCUUCCUUAAUUUAAGAAAAUUGGAGAGAUGUUAAUUAACUAACAAAUAAAUAAAUAAAAUUUAUAAAAAGAACUUAAAUAGCAUCCAGAUAAAAAAAAAUAGGAUAUAGUUGAAAAAAGAUAAAAUCGAUAGAAAGAGGAUAUUUAAAAUUAUAUCAAUUGCAAAAGAGCAUAAGAUUCAAUUAAUUUGAAAAAUUAAUAAAUAACGAUGCUCCUAGAAUAAAAGAAAAAGUAUUAAGUCUUAAUUAAUUAGAAUUGAGAAUUUAUUUAAAUUGGAUUAAUUAAGAAAGAAGAUUUUUACAAAUCAAAAAAUGAUUGAUGGAAAAAUUAAAUCACCAAAAAAGGGCAAAAAGAAAUAAAAAAAAAAUAAGUAAAAAGAAUAACUUGUAAAAUAAAAAGGAUAAGAAAAGCCUUUAAAAUCAAUAGAUAAAAUAAUAAAAAGUUAAGAAUAACUUUCUAAUUUGGGAUAAAAUUAAUAAUAAAUAAAAUAAGAAUAAUAAUAAUAAUAAGAAUAAAAUAAAUUUUUUAAAAAAUAGAAAUAAGUAGGUAUUCCAUAAUAUGAUGAAGAAAACUCUGAUUCAUAUAUUUAAAAUUCUGAUCAAGUAUUACCUAAUGAAAUUGAAGAAAUUUUGAAUAUAUUUCCUCCGUCAAAAUAUUUAAAAGAGUUAGUAAAGAGUCUGAUAAAAAAUAAUGAAGUUUUAGCUACUUCUAAUUUAAUUUAACAAGAUUUUUAAUUAUUAGAAUUUUAUUAUAUGUAAGCCGCUGCUACAAAAAUAUAAAGUAUAUGGAGAGGAUAUUAUUAAAGAUAAUUGAUCCUUGAAAGUUAUCUUAAGUAUCUCGAAUAAGAAAAUUAAUUAUAAUAAGAAAAAGAAUAAUAUUAAAAUUUAUCAUUUUUAAAUGAAUCAGAAUAAUCUAGUUCUCAAAAAGUACCUAAUCCUCCAUAAAGUUAAAAUAAUUCAGAGUUUUUUGAUGAUGGAGAUGAUGAUUAAGAAUAAAAAUAACUGAAUGUUUAAUAAGCUCUAAUAAAAAUAUUAGAAAAAAAAGACAAUUUUCCAUUAAAUGAAUCUUUAGAAGAAGAAGAAUGUCAAUAAUAAAGUAAUGAUCUAGUUGUUAUUGAUUAAGUGUCUUAAAGAUCUGGAAAUUAGGAGGAUUAAGAUUAUUAGAUUAAUCAAAGUUUUGAAAGUUCAAAAAAUACUCAAAAUAACAAUGAUUAAAAGUAAGAAUCUAUUAUUUAAGAAAUUUAACAUCAAUUAAAUGAUUGGAAUUUUAAUUUAGAAAACUUAAUAAAUGAAGGUAGAAAAUCAUAUGCAAUAAAGACAUUAAAAGAAUAAAUGAAAUAAGCAAUAAUUAAAAUAGUAUAAUUUCAAAUUUAAAAAUUUAAAGAAUAAUAAAACUAAAAUAAAAGUGAUACUGAAUAGUCAAUAGAAUUUAAAAUGAGAUUAUCAUAAGAAAUGAAUGGUGAAAAGAAUUUUAAUGUUGUUAGAAAAAAAUUUAAAACUGUUUAAGAAUAGAUAGAAGAAAGAUUGUUUUAAUCAUCUAAAGAUUAAUCUACAGAUAUUAAUAGAUCAUCAGUUUUAGCAUUAUAAUCUUAAUUAAUGAGAAGAGAGAUUGAAUUAUUAAGUAUGAGAGAAGAAGCAAUAUAAUUAAGAUUUUAAGCAGAGAUAAAGAAAAAUUAGAAUGAUGAAAAUAAAUAAGAAGAGUUAAAUUUAUGGUUAAAAAAAGAAUUGGAUGAUUUAUAAUAAACAAGAUGGGCAAUAGAGAUGAGUUCAAAAAAAGAAGCAAUUGUGAUGAAAAAAAUAUAAAGAGAUUUGAUAAUUGCUUAAUCUUUUGAUGAGAAUAAUGCAAAACUUUAGAGUUUAAAAAAAAGAGUGGAUGAACAAUUAAGUAAUCUAAAAUAAUCUAAAUAAAGCAUGUCUGAUAUCAAGUUAAUAAAUAAUUUUUGUUUAUAGAAUGAUAAUGAACUUGAGAAAUUAGCAGAAACUUAAUCAGAAGAUUUUAAUUGUGAUGAUUAAUUUCAAUAAAAAUAAAUAUUGAAAGAUACUUUGGUUGAAUAAUAUGAAACUAUUGAGAAAUAAGCUAAAUUAAAUUUAAUUGUUAGUGAUCUAUUAGUAGAUUUAAUUCAAGAUAUGAGCGAAGGUAAUUAUUGUAAUUUAAAAUAGAGUUAAUGAGGAAAGAAAAAUAAUUUGAGAUAUUAUUAUAGACAAUAAUUAGAUAAUAAACAAUUCCUUAAAUUCCAACUUCUAUUUCAGAAAUUCGUUAUUAUAUACAUAACUUUUUUGAUUUUAUUAUGCCAUAACAUUAUAAUGAGAUUAGUCGAAAUAUAAAUUCACCUUAUGGAUUUUAACCAUAAAAACGAUUAUAAUUUAUACAUGGAUAUAUGGAAUCAGAUGAAUCUUAAUAUAAUUAAUUUUUAAGAUAUGUUUUAAAUGAAGAAUAUUUUUUAGAAUAUGAAUAGUAUAGAUUGUAAUAAAAUGAUUCUGAAAAUGAAGAUAGUGUGACAUAAAUUUUAAAAGAAUUAGAACAUAUUCACAAUAGAGUUAUUUUCGAUGCCUGUAAUGAAGCUUUAAAUUAUUCAAGACCAUAUUAUUUCAGUAUAUUAAUAUUUCAAUUUUAGAUAGUGGAUUUCCUUAUCCAUGGGAAGGUAGAAUUGGAUAAAGAUUUAUAAGUGAUAAUGAUUUAAGUGAGAUUUUGAAAAAUAUGGAAUUAAAGGUUAUUUAAUGGGCUAAUUCUCUUUGUGGAUUUUUACCUAUUGAAGAAGAAAUAUCUAUAUCUAAAGAAAAAUAAGUCAUCUUAGAUGAAAAAAAUUAAUAAAUUAUGCUUUAAUAGAUGUAAUAUCAAGAUAAUCCAGAAUUAUUUGAUCUAGAAUAUUUAAAUAGCUAGGAUCCUAUUUAAUAGAUCAGAGAAUAAAGACUUUAUAAAACUCUUACACAAGAUGUAUAUAUAUAAUAUAAGGGUUUAAGUUGAAAGAUUUAGAAUGUAGAUGGAGCUAAGAUUAGGAUGACAAAGCUGAACUAUUAAUGGAAAUAGGAGAUUUGAUCUUUGAAUAAUGCAUAGAAGAGCUUUUAUUGGAUUCUUUUAUUUGA